AUGAAUCAAAACACUAGCACCAAACUCAAAGAAUUCAUUUGCAGCAAAUGUUAUUGUGAAGAUCAAAAGCUGAUUCACAAUGUCUUGUAUCGAAGCCAACACCAAAGGUUAUGCACAUCAUGUGUUCUUUUUACAUGCAAAGAAUUUUUUUGCCCCACUUGUUUUGGUGUCCAUGGUCUGAUUACACAGGGAACACUCAUCACCUGUCAAAGAUGUAAUUCUAAGUCUCAUCCCCUCUGCUUCUCCUCUAACCCUAGUCACUCAGGAGCACCUCCGAUGUGUGCAGCUUGUGUGAACCCUGACACACUGAUUUUUAACCCUAAGGGGUUGAGAAUGAAAGGGGUUGAUCGGGUUAUGAAUGUGAUUGAUGAAAAGUCAGUGAUUUUGUUCUUGACAGCAGCAAAGGUAGGGGGUAUGUUGAUGUGUGGGGCAAGUGAGGUAUUAAAAGAUAAUGUUGGGAUGCUAGUAGCAAAAACUGUUAUCGAACGUAAAAAUGCAAUAUUGGGGGUGAUUCGUGCUAUGAGAGAUCAUGAUUUGAAAAAUAAAGAUCGGAAGGUGGAGUCACUGCUUGACUUUUCGAAUAGCGAGGAUGAUGAUAGUGAUGAUGAUGAUACUUCUUGUGAAACUCUGAGUGAUAAUGGAAGGAUGCAAAGCUUAAGCAUCGAAGGUGAAGUUUCUGAAGCUGUGCCUAUGGAGAGAGAUUAA
Lactuca virosa is the source of this 705-nucleotide messenger RNA. The record is from the annotation of a GenBank genome assembly. Lineage: Eukaryota; Viridiplantae; Streptophyta; Magnoliopsida; Asterales; Asteraceae.